AUUUGUUGGCGUACCGAACGGCGAGAGAAAAAAAUACGUUUCCAAACAGUUCCUGUCUUUCGUUCAGGACAGUAAACAAACGGCUAACGAGAAAUAAUUAUAUCGAUUAAGGAGACAAUUAAACUGUCCAAUAUGUCUGGACAAAACCUCCUUAAUGCUAAACAGCCGCCGAUUCAAUCUACGGCAGGCGCUGUACCUGUGCGAAAUGACAAAGGUGAGCUUUCUAUGGAAAAGGUGAAGGUGAAGCGCUAUGUCUCAGGAAAGCGCCCAGAUUACGCUCCGAUGGAGUCGUCGGAUGAAGAAGAGGAAGAUUUCCAGUUCGUUAAGAAAGGCAAGGAGGCAGAACCGGAGAUGGAAAUUGAAGAGGAGGAUGUAUCAGACCCUCGCCUUCGCCGUCUCAUGAACCGUGUGUCGGAAGACGUUGAAGAAAGACUUGCACGCCACAGACAAAUUGCUGAACCGGAGCUGAUUGCCGAGAGCAGUGAGGAUUCAGAUGAGGGAACCUGGCACCCGGAGCGAGAGGAGAGCAGCGAAGAUGAAGAAGAAGAGGAGGAAGUGGAUGAUGAGGAAAUCGAGAGGCGGCGAGCGAUGAUGAGGCAGCGAGCACAGGAGAGGAAGAACGAGGAGACGGAGGUCAUGGAGGUGGAGGAAGAAGGGAAGUCCGGUGAAGACUCGGAGUCUGAGUCUGAGUAUGAGGAGUACACCGACAGCGAGGAUGAAGCUGAACCGCGGUUAAAACCCGUCUUCAUCCGCAAGAAGGACAGGGUGACUGUGGCUGAACGUGAGGCUGAAGAGCAGAGACAGAAGGAGCUGGAAAUUGAAGCCAAGAAACAGGCGGAGGAGAGGCGUCGCUACACCCUGAAGAUCGUAGAGGAAGAAGCCAAGAAGGAGUAUGAGGAGAACAAACGCAGUCUGGCUGCUCUGGAUGCCCUGGACACGGACGGAGAAAAUGAAGAAGAGGAGUACGAGGCCUGGAAGGUCAGAGAGCUGAAGAGAAUCAAGAGGGACCGAGAGGCUCGAGAAACAAUCGAGAAGGAAAAAGCCGAAAUCGAGAGAUUCCACAACCUCACAGAGGAGGAGCGUAGAGCCGAACUCCGCGUCAACGGCAAACUCAUCACCAACAAAGCAACCAAGGGCAAGUACAAGUUCCUGCAGAAGUACUACCACAGAGGAGCUUUCUUCAUGGAUGAAGAGCAAGACGUGUUCAAGAGAGACUUCAGUGCACCAACGCUUGAGGAUCAUUUCAACAAAACUAUUCUACCCAAAGUUAUGCAGGUCAAGAACUUUGGUCGUUCAGGACGCACUAAGUACACACAUCUGGUGGAUCAGGACACCACCUCGUUUGACUCUGCUUGGGCUCAGGAGAGCGCCCAGAACAGCAAGUUCUUCAAACAGAAGGCAGGGGGAGUGCGAGACGUGUUCGAUCGGCCUUCAGUGCAGAAGAGGAAGACAUGAGUUACCUUCUGGAUGUAUACAAGUUCAGACACAGCUGAAAUAUUGGACUGUUUUUACUUUUUCCAUCCACAUCCCCUUCUGUGUUUUUCUUUAAUGUAACAGUGACAAUGAAAGGUGUUGCAGUGUGACAACAAAUCUUGGUUUAUUGCAUUUUAAUUUUGUACAUCUGAUGGAUUCCUUUAAAGAAUUUGACUCUGCUCAGACCUUUUGUAAAAAUCUUUAGUUGUUGUGAAUAAAUUACUAGAACAGGAAAAUUCA
Ictalurus punctatus (channel catfish) is the source of this 1713-nucleotide messenger RNA. It is a transcript of the gene mfap1, whose product is annotated as microfibril associated protein 1. Gene Ontology annotation, molecular function: RNA binding. Lineage: Eukaryota; Metazoa; Chordata; Actinopteri; Siluriformes; Ictaluridae. Bases 133 to 1455 code for a protein of 440 amino acids. The transcript is spliced from 8 exons. Gene Ontology annotation, biological process: mRNA splicing, via spliceosome. The record is from RefSeq and is a predicted model, not a curated record. Gene Ontology annotation, cellular component: U2-type spliceosomal complex.